Sorex fumeus (smoky shrew) is the source of this 4607-nucleotide messenger RNA. It is a transcript of the gene SLIT3, whose product is annotated as slit guidance ligand 3. The transcript has 36 exons. The record is from RefSeq and is a predicted model, not a curated record. Gene Ontology annotation, molecular function: Roundabout binding; heparin binding; calcium ion binding. The coding region runs from base 16 to 4587 and encodes 1523 amino acids. Gene Ontology annotation, biological process: negative chemotaxis; axon guidance. Lineage: Eukaryota; Metazoa; Chordata; Mammalia; Eulipotyphla; Soricidae.
GGGCCCCCGCGCACCAUGGGCCCCGGGCGCACCGGGGCCGGAGCCGCGCUGCGCGCCCGCCUGGCGCUGGCCUUGGCGCUGGCGAGCGUCCUGAGCGGGCCCCCCGCCGCCGCCUGCCCCACCAAGUGUACCUGCUCCGCCGCCAGCGUGGACUGCCACGGGCUGGGCCUCCGGGCGGUGCCUCGGGGCAUCCCCCGCAACGCCGAGCGCCUUGACCUGGACAGAAAUAACAUCACCAGGAUCACCAAGACGGACUUUGCGGGACUCAAGAACCUUCGAGUCUUGCAUCUGGAAGACAACCAGGUCAGCGUCAUCGAGAGAGGCGCCUUCCAGGAUCUGAAGCAGCUGGAGCGAUUGCGCCUGAACAAGAAUAAGCUCCAGGUCCUUCCAGAAUUGCUUUUCCAGAGCACGCCGAAACUCACCCGACUAGACCUGAGCGAGAACCAGAUCCUGGGCAUCCCGCGGAAGGCCUUCCGGGGCAUCGCCGACGUCAAGAACCUGCAACUGGACAACAACCACAUUGGCUGCAUUGAAGAUGGAGCCUUCCGCGCCCUGCGUGACCUGGAGAUCCUCACUCUCAACAACAACAACAUCAGCCGCAUCCUGGUCACCAGCUUCAACCACAUGCCGAAGAUCCGGACCCUGCGCCUGCACUCCAACAACCUCCUGUGUGACUGUCACCUGGCCUGGCUCUCAGACUGGCUGCGGCAGCGACGGGCCAUCGGCCAGUUCACCCUCUGCAUGGCCCCCGUGCACCUGCGGGGCUUCAGCGUGGCCGACGUGCAGAAGAAAGAGUUCGUGUGUGCAGGCCCCCACUCGGAGCCGCCCACCUGCAACGCCAACUCCAUCUCCUGCCCCUCGGCCUGUACCUGCAGCAACAACAUCGUGGACUGCCGCGGGAAGGGGCUGACGGAGAUCCCUGCCAACCUACCCGAGGGCAUCGUGGAGAUACGCCUGGAGCAGAACUCCAUCAAAUCCAUCCCCGCCGGAGCCUUCACCCCUUACAAGAAGCUGAAGCGCAUAGACAUCAGCAAGAAUCAGAUCUCCGACAUCGCCCCGGACGCCUUCCAGGGUCUCAAGUCCCUGACGUCGCUGGUUCUCUACGGGAACAAGAUCUCUGAGAUCCCCAAGGAGCUGUUUAGCGGGCUGGUGUCACUGCAGCUGCUCCUCCUGAACGCCAACAAGAUCAACUGCCUUCGUGUGAGCACCUUCCAGGACCUGCGCAGCCUCAGUCUGCUGUCCCUGUACGACAACAAGCUGCAGACCAUCAGCAAGGGGCUCUUCGCCCCGCUGCAGGCCAUCCAGACCCUCCACCUGGCCCAGAACCCGUUCGUGUGCGACUGUCACCUGAAGUGGCUGGCCGAGUUCCUCCAGGACAACCCCAUCGAGACGAGCGGCGCCCGCUGCAGCGGCCCCCGCCGCCUGGCCAACAAGCGCAUCGGCCAGAUCAAGAGCAAGAAGUUCCGCUGCUCAGGCUCGGAGGAUUACCGCAGCCGCUUCAGCAGCUCGUGCUUCAUGGACCUCGUGUGCCCCGAGAAGUGCCGCUGCGAGGGCACCGUCGUGGACUGCUCCAACCAGAAGCUGUCCCGCAUCCCCAGCCACCUCCCCGAAUACGUCACCGACCUGCGGCUGAAUGACAAUGAGAUCUCCGUGCUGGAGGCCACGGGCAUCUUCAAGAAGCUUCCCAACCUGCGGAAGAUAAACCUGAGUAACAAUAAGAUCAAGGAGGUGCGAGAGGGUGCCUUCGACGGAGCGGCCAGCGUGCAGGAGCUGAUGCUGACCGGGAACCAGCUGGAGACGGUGCACGGACGCAUGUUCCGCGGCCUCAGCGGCCUGAAGACCCUGAUGCUGCGGAGUAACCUGCUCAGCUGCGUCAGCAACGACACGUUCGCGGGCCUGAGCUCCGUGCGGCUGCUGUCCCUGUACGACAACCGGCUCAGCACCAUCGCACCCGGCGCCUUCACCACGCUCGUCUCCCUCUCCACCAUAAACCUCCUGUCCAACCCCUUCAACUGCAACUGCCACCUCGCCUGGUUGGGCAGGUGGCUCCGGAGGCGGCGGGUGGUGAGUGGGAACCCACGCUGCCAGCGACCCUUCUUCCUCAAGGAGAUCCCCAUCCAGGAUGUGGCCAUCCAGGACUUCACCUGCGAAGGCAACGAUGAGAACAGCUGCCGGCUGGGCCCACGCUGCCCGGCGCAGUGCACCUGCGUGGACACGGUGGUGCGAUGCAGCAACCAGGGCCUGCGUGUGCUGCCCAAGGGCAUCCCCAAGGACGUCACGGAGCUGUACCUGGAAGGGAACCACUUGACAGCCGUCCCCCGGGAACUCUCGGCCCUGCGGCACCUCACUCUGAUUGACCUGAGCAACAACAGCAUCGGGGUGCUGGCCAACUACACCUUCCGAAACAUGUCUCACCUCUCCACCUUGAUCCUGAGCUACAACCGGCUCCGCUGCAUCCCCCUGCACGCCUUCGACGGGCUGCGCUCCCUGCGCGUGCUGACCCUCCACGGCAACGACAUUUCCAGCGUCCCCGAAGGCUCCUUCAAGGACCUGACUUCGCUCUCCCACCUGGCGCUGGGCACCAACCCCCUGCACUGCGACUGCAGCCUGCGCUGGCUCUCCGAGUGGGUGAAGGCGGGCUUCAAGGAGCCCGGCAUCGCCCGCUGCAGCACCCCCGAACCCAUGGCCGACCGGCUGCUGCUCACCACCCCCACCCACCGCUUCCAGUGCAAAGGCCCCGUGGACAUCAGCAUCGCGGCCAAGUGCGACGCCUGCCUCUCGGGCCCCUGCAGGAACAACGGCACCUGCACCCAGGACCCCGUGGAGCAUUUCCGCUGCGCCUGCCCCUAUGGGUACAAGGGCCGAGACUGCUCCGUGCCCAUCAACACCUGCAUCCAGAACCCGUGCCAGCACGGUGCCACCUGCCUGCUGAGCGACACCCACAAGGAGGGCUUCAGCUGCUCCUGUCCCCCGGGCUUUGAGGGACAGCGGUGUGAGAUCAACCCGGAUGACUGUGAGGACAACGAUUGUGAGAACAACGCCACAUGCGUGGACGGCAUCAACAACUACGUGUGCGUCUGCCCCCCCAACUACACAGGUGAGCUGUGCGAUGAGGUGGUGGAUCCCUGCGUGCCCGAGCUCAGCCUAUGCCAGAACCACGCCAAGUGCAUCUCCCUGGACCGGGGGUUCCGGUGUGAGUGCUCCCCGGGCUACAGUGGGAAGCUGUGUGAGACGGACAUAGACGAGUGUGUGGGGCACCAGUGCCAGCAUGGCGCCCGCUGCGUGGACGCGGUCAACGGCUACACCUGCACCUGCCCCCAGGGCUUCAGCGGCCCUCUGUGCGAGCAGCCCCCGCCCAUGGUGCUGCUGCAGACCAGCCCGUGUGACCAGCACGAGUGCCAGAACGGGGCACCCUGCGUCCUGGUGCAGCAGGAGCCCGUCUGCCGCUGCCCCCCGGGCUUCGCCGGCCCCCGCUGCGAGAAGCUCGUCACCGUCAACUUCGGGGGCAAGGACUCGUACGUGGAACUGGCCUCUGCCAAGGUCCGGCCCCAGGCCAACAUCUCCCUGCAGGUGGCCACAGACAAGGACAACGGAAUCCUGCUGUACAAAGGGGACAACGACCCGCUGGCGCUGGAGCUGUACCAGGGCCACGUGAGGCUGGUGUACGACAGCCUGAGCGCCCCUCCCACCACCGUGUACAGCGUGGAGACGGUGAAUGACGGGCAGUUCCACAGCGUGGAGCUGGUGAUGCUCAAUCAGACUCUGAACCUAGUGGUGGACAAAGGCGCCCCCAAGAGCCUGGGCAAGCUCCAGAAGCAGCCGGCCGUGGGCAGCAACAGCCCCCUCUACCUGGGAGGCAUCCCCAUGUCCACGGGCCUCUCGGCCCUGCGCCAGGGCGCCGACCGGCCGCUGGGCGGCUUCCACGGCUGCAUUGGCGAGGUGCGCAUCAACGACGAGCUGCAGGGCUUCAAGGCGCUGCCGCCGCCGUCGCUGGGGGUGUCGCCGGGCUGCAAGUCGUGCUCCGUGUGCCGCCACGGGCUGUGCCGCGCGCUCGAGAAGGACAGCGUGGCGUGUGAGUGCCACCCGGGCUGGACCGGCCCGCUCUGCGACCAGGAGGCCCGCGACCCGUGCCGUGACCACGGCUGCGUCCACGGGAAAUGCGUGGCCACCGGCGCCUCCUACACCUGCCACUGUGCCGAGGGCUACAGCGGCGUCCUGUGCGACCACAGGAACGACUCAGCCGGCCCCUGCGCCGCCUCCAAGUGCCAGCACGGGCAGUGCCACGUCUCGGAGCAAGGGGAGCCGCAGUGCGUGUGCCAGCCCGGCUUCCGGGGGCAGUUCUGCGAGCAAGAGAGCCCCUGCCGCGGGGAGCUGGUCCGGGACGUGAUCCGGCGCCAGAAGGGCUACGCGGCGUGCGCGACGGCGUCCAAGGUGCCCACGGUGCAGUGCCUGGGCGGCUGCGGGGCGCAGUGCUGCCGGCCCACGCGCAGCAAGCGGCGGAAGUACGUGUUCCAGUGCACGGACGGCUCGUCGCUCGUGGAGGAGGUGGAGCGGCACCUGGACUGCGGCUGCGGACCCUGCGCCUAGGGGACCGGCGAGCCUCGGAC